Messenger RNA from Wickerhamiella sorbophila, 1890 nucleotides. RefSeq names its product Nucleolar complex-associated protein 3. The coding region runs from base 1 to 1890 and encodes 629 amino acids. The record is from RefSeq and is a predicted model, not a curated record. Lineage: Eukaryota; Fungi; Ascomycota; Dipodascomycetes; Dipodascales; Trichomonascaceae. Gene Ontology annotation, biological process: DNA replication initiation. Gene Ontology annotation, cellular component: nucleolus. Gene Ontology annotation, molecular function: chromatin binding. The transcript has a single exon.
AUGGGGAAGAGGUCGCGAAAACAGCAGGCAAUUUUAGACACAAAGCAACGGAAACGCCAGCAUUUAGAUAAUGAUCUGUCGAGCGACUGGAAUGCGUUUGCUGGCGAAGAGGAUGUGGACCUGGAGAGCGUGCCUCGCUUUUUCAAUGAAGACGAAGCUAACGAGGCUCUACCUAUAAUUGUCGGCGGUAAAGUCAAGCGGGUUUAUCACGAGGAUAAGGAAAGCAGUUCUGAGUCCGAGCCUGAGUCUGAGGAGGCAGAACCUCAAGAAUCAUUUGGCGGGUUCCAGGACAAAACGCCAGAGCCUGAGCCAGAACCCGAAGAGACUGAGCUGCCUCUAGUGGAGAUCAAAGAACUUAUUGCAGAAUACGCAGAGGCCAUCAGUGAGAAUCCCGAAGAGAAUCUUGGAAAGAUCCGCGAACUUCAAAGAAUGGCAGCGAAAAGCCAUAAAGCUCGAACUCGCCAGGUUAUCAUUAUUUCUCUUUUGAGAAUCUAUAAAGAUGUGAUCCCGGGCUAUCGUAUCCGCCCAUUGAAUGACGAGCAAAUGAAAGAAAAAGCAACAAAAGAGACCCGCCAGUUACGGGAUUUCGAACAACUACUACUAGCUUUGUACAGAUCGUAUGUUGAUCUGGUCACUCUGUUCUUCAAACAGGGCAAAGGAGAGAUCCACGGCAAAAAAUACGCGCUGGCAGCAACGUGUGUCUAUGUUGCAUGCCAGUUUCUGCAGUCUGUUCCGUUUUUCAACUUCAGGUCAGACUGGAUCAAGCUCAUUAUCGAAAAGCUGUCCUCGCAGCGGGUCGAUCAGGGGUUCAAUGAGAGCAUUCAGUGCUUGCGUGAGGUGUUUGAAGAGGACAAUGAGGGUCAUGUUAGUUUCGAGAUCGUUCAAGCUAUGGCUAAAAUGAUCAAGCACCGUCGCUAUAAAGUCGAUUCGCGCGUCAUUGGUACGUUGAUUCACCUUCGUCUUCUUACCGAGCUUGUCGGUCGGGCAGAUCUGGAACGGAUGAUCAAAGAAAAACCGAAAGAUGUGGUCAGAAAAAAGGACCGAGUCCAUUUGACCCGCAAACAACGCAAACAGCGGAAAGAGCAGAAGGAAAUUGACGAGGAAAUGCGCAAAGCCGAGACAGCUGUUUCGGCGGAAAUGAGAGAAAGAAUGCAGGCUCAGACCUUGAAACUUGUGUUUGUACUCUACUUUAACAUUCUCAAAGAGCGUUCCCGGACGCUUAUGCCCGCGACCCUCGAGGGGUUGGCCAAGUUUGCCCAUCUUAUCAACGCUGAUCUCUUUGGCGACCUACUGGAAGUUCUGAGGGAAAUUCUCAGUGAACAGCCUGAGGACGACCCGAACACCCGCCAAACGCUUUUGUGUGUCUGCACUGCGUUUGCUUUGCUGUCAGGCCAGGUUGGUGACAGCAUCAACCUCGACUUGUCGUUCUUCAUCAACAGCCUGUACAACGUGCUCUAUCCCAUGGCAUUGAGCCCAAACAUCGAGCAGAGUCACAAACAUUUAGAGUCAAGCCACAAGGGCAAGCUCACCAGUGAAACCGAUAUGCUCGUUCGUUCGCUGCAGGCUUUGUUUGCCAAACAAAGUAUGGCCAGUCGCCCGCGCGUGCUAGCAUUCACUAAGCGGCUGGCCAUGUGCGCUCUACAAUUCACUGAGCGGACGGCGCUGGUGACCUGCAACGUUAUGGAUAUGAUGAUCAGAAAGCACCCGUUCGUCAAGGGCAUCUACACUACCACAGACCGCGUCGCCAGAGGAGUCUACAACCCCACUGCUGAUCUCCCGGAGCACAGCAACGCUGAGGUCUCCACUAUCUGGGAGACGGCCAUCCUCCGCCAUCACUACAGCCCCAAGGUUGCUGCAGCAGCCGAAAAACUGAGCCAAACGCGAGAGUAG